Quercus robur (English oak) is the source of this 1412-nucleotide messenger RNA. Its product is annotated as probable lactoylglutathione lyase, chloroplastic. The record is from RefSeq and is a predicted model, not a curated record. The transcript is spliced from 9 exons. Gene Ontology annotation, cellular component: cytoplasm. NCBI's taxonomy places the organism in Eukaryota, Viridiplantae, Streptophyta, Magnoliopsida, Fagales, Fagaceae. Gene Ontology annotation, molecular function: lactoylglutathione lyase activity; metal ion binding. The coding region runs from base 95 to 1225 and encodes 376 amino acids.
UGGAGUGAUAAGAUAAUGAUGUAACUUCGUUCUUCCACCAGACAGAAUUUGAAACGAACAAAGAGCGCAAAGAGCUUUGACAGUAGCAAGAGCAAUGGCUUCCGUAUCAGUUGCUCUAAAUCUCUCAACGCCAAGACCUUCUCUUCUACACUCACCAUCACCACCCUCUUUGAAAUUCUCUCCCGUUCACAACACUUCUCGAAGACUCGCUCUCUUUCAGCUCGGCAUUGCUCUCCCCCAGUCACAGUUAUUUAAUGCAGAAGCAUCUAAGUUGUUUGCAGCAGAGGGAAACACAACUAAGGUUGCCACAGCUGGAAAUAUUACACGAGAAAGCACCUCUUUCACUGAGGUAGAUGCAAUGGAUUGGGUAAAAAAUGACAACAGAAGGGUGCUCCAUUUUGUCUAUAGUGUCGGGGACUUGGACAAGACUAUAAAGUACACCUAUUUAAUACAACAAAUAGCUAAUUGUCUAAUGAGAUGUAGAUUUUAUACCGAAUGCUUGGGAAUGAAGUUGUUAAGAAAACGUGACAUACCAGAGGAUAGAUAUACAAAUGCCUUUCUUGGAUAUGGACCUGAAGAAUCCAAUGUUACUGUUGAACUUACCUACAAUUAUGGAGUGAACAAGUAUGAUAUUGGAACUGGAUUUGGCCAUUUUGGUAUUGCAGUUGAGGAUGCUGCCAAAACAGUUGAUCUUGUAAAGGCAAAGGGGGGAAAAGUUAUCAGGGAACCUGGACCUGUUACAAAUGGUAGUACAGUGAUUGCUAUGAUUGAAGAUCCUAAUGGUUAUAAUUUUGAGCUUUUGGAAAGGGGGCCAACUCCUGAGCCCCUAUGUCAAGUGAUGCUUCGAGUUGGUGAUCUUGAUCGCUCCAUAAACUUCUAUAAAAAGGCUUUUGGCAUGGAACUUCUCCACAAAAGGGAUAACCCUGAGUACAAGUAUACAAAUGCCAUCAUGGGCUAUGGUCCUGAAGAUAAGAAUGCAGUGCUUGAACUGACAUAUAACUAUGGGGUGACAGAGUAUGACAAAGGAAAUGGUUAUACACAGAUAGCAUUAAGCACAGACAAUGUUUAUAAGAGUGCAGAAGCAAUCAAACUAUUUGGAGGGAAGAUUAUUCGUGAACCUGGGCCCUUGCCAGGUAUCAACACCAAGAUCACCGCUUGUUUGGAUCCUGAUGGUUGGAAAUUGGUCUUUGUUGACAAUAAAGAUUUUCUCAGGGAACUAGAGUGACCAAAUCUUCAUGAUAGCUGCUACACCUGACUGAAUUCAUCAUAACAAUUUUGUCUACAGAAUCUCACAUUCUUCCAAACUUAUAUCUCCAGAAGCAUCCCAUGUGAUAACAGGCCGUAUCCCAAUUUGCUGAUAAAAUCACUCUGUAUAUGACUAUAACAGUAGAUAUAAAUGCUUUUCUUGCCCA